AUGUCUCAUUUCGAUUUGGAGACAAGAGCGGCGGUGGAGAAGAUGAUGUUCGAUCAAAGGCAAAAUUCCAUGGGGCUUCCUACUAGCGAAGACAUUGAUCAGCAACAGGAGACGAUGAAGAAGAGAUUAGGGGCGAGUUUCCUGAUAUGGGUUUCUCUAAGAUGA
Molecule: messenger RNA, 165 nt
Organism: Oldenlandia corymbosa var. corymbosa
Lineage: Eukaryota; Viridiplantae; Streptophyta; Magnoliopsida; Gentianales; Rubiaceae
Source: the annotation of a GenBank genome assembly